AAAUCACAUUUAUUAUAUAUUUAUCAUUGAUUUUCUCAACUUUAUUUCUGCUCUCCUUUUUCCAGCAAAACCCUAAUUAUAUUUUCUCUGCACAAAUUCAAAUCCAUCAGUAAUUUAUAUUUAUAAGUUCCUGAAUUGUUGUGGUUUUGUUGAGUGCUUUAAGUGCUAAAGAUCUGAGCUUUAAUAUAUUGGGGUUUGUAUUUAUUUAUUUGUAGUUGAAAGAUUUCUUUAUGACAAUGGAGGUGAAAAUUGAUUUGGAAAGCCCUGGAAUUUUAUAUGGGGAUGAAGUUCCUGGUAGUUAUAAUGUGGAAGCAAGGGCUGAAGGGAAGGCAGAGAACCAGUUUAGUGAUUCUGUGGGUCCCGGUGUAGGGCCUGUGGUGGGGGCAGAGCAGGGGGUGGGGCCUGAUGAGUCGGUGCCACCAGCAAUGGGAUUAGAACAGGGAGGGGGACCUGUUGUGUCGGCGCCACCGGGAAUGGCAGUAGAGCAGGCAGUUGGAGUAAUGGCAGGGGCUAAUGCAGCGGGUCCUGGCACGGAAUUGAAGAAAAAGAGGGGAAGGCCAAGGAAGUAUGGACCGGAUGGAAAGCCCUUGGCAUUGUCUCCUAUGCCAAUUUCAGCUUCUAUUCCGCUGGCUGGAGACACAUGGAACCCUAGUAAAGGAGUGUCGGCGGACUUGUUUAAGAAGAAGAAGAAGCAGAAGUUGGAAUUUGGGAGCCCAGGUUCGCAGGUGCCCUAUUCUGUUGGUGGAAAUUUCACUCCACACAUGAUCACUGUUAAUGUAGGCGAGGAUGUUUCGAUGAAGAUCAUAUCAUUUUCACAACAGGGGUCUAGAGUAAUAUGUAUUCUUGCUGCAAAUGGUUCUGUUUCAAAUGUUACACUUCAUCAGCCUAACUCUUCUGGGGGUACUUUGACCUAUGAGGGACAUUUUGAGAUUCUAUCUCUAUCUGGAUCGUUCAUGCCCACCGACAGUGGAGGAACGAAAAGCAGAGCUGGCGGGAUGAGCGUCUCAUUGGCAGGCCCAGAUGGGCGUGUUCUAGGUGGUGGACUUGCUGGCAUGUUAAUAGCUGCUGGUCCUGUUCAGGUUGUUAUCGGAAGCUUUCUGUCAGGCCAUCCGCAGGAGCAUAAGCCGAAGAAGCAUAAAUCGGAGGUCGCAGCAGCUUUCUCGCCUUUCCCUGCCAAUCAUAAUUCUGGACAGGGUACUGAAAUGAUCUUUAAUACACAACAAAGCCUCACGCCGCUACCAUAUAAUGGUAAUAACUUGAGCUUCGGAAACAAUGUGCAAGGCUCAACAGCUUCAGGCUUCUCAAAUGAUAUAUCUUUGUCGGGGGGACCUACAGACCUCAGCCAAACAAAAUUUAUGGUUUCAUGCUGAUUAUAUGCAGUCUAUUACUGGCUGUUGUUGGACUCCAAAUUUCUAGGUUCUUAAUCUCUCUUAAGUUUCUGCGACUCAAGAUUUGUAAUGUCUUACAAUACUAGGCUAGGACUUUCAGGUAGCAAGCUUACCUUGUAGCAGUUUUUAAUUAUAUGUUGUAUGAUGCUUGUUGCAUUUGCUGAUUUAGAAUUUGGAAGAUGUAUGAACUCUCGGCUUGUCAUUUUAUUGACUUGCCUAUAUAAUUAGAUCUCUGAAUUUGGGUCA
This is a messenger RNA of Daucus carota subsp. sativus, 1634 nucleotides long. Its product is annotated as AT-hook motif nuclear-localized protein 1. The transcript has 6 exons. Lineage: Eukaryota; Viridiplantae; Streptophyta; Magnoliopsida; Apiales; Apiaceae. The coding region runs from base 231 to 1370 and encodes 379 amino acids. The record is from RefSeq and is a predicted model, not a curated record. Gene Ontology annotation, molecular function: minor groove of adenine-thymine-rich DNA binding.